Marasmius oreades (fairy-ring Marasmius) is the source of this 1431-nucleotide messenger RNA. RefSeq lists its product as uncharacterized. The transcript is spliced from 17 exons. The record is from RefSeq and is a predicted model, not a curated record. NCBI's taxonomy places the organism in Eukaryota, Fungi, Basidiomycota, Agaricomycetes, Agaricales, Marasmiaceae. Bases 280 to 1431 code for a protein of 383 amino acids.
CGCGAAUCAGCUAUGAUCAAAGCUCGGAGAAUACAGCAUGCGUUUCGAUUACACAGCAGCAGAAUCAUAUGAAUUCUGGCUAAACUUCCCGCAAUACAGUCUGAUACAGUUCGAAGCUCUUUUCAUGCGGGCUUACGGGCUAUUCCUCAUUCCAAUUUCGUGACAUGAUAUGCACGGACUUUCAACUUCAUCGUAGAUUCACAGCUGCUAGAGAGACCCAUGCGUUUCUGGUUGUUCUGGACAGUAAACUAACAAAGUGUUCCAGCACUGCUGCACUCUAUGAUGAAUUUACAAUCAUCCCUUACUCGCCUUGCGGUUCUUUUGGUGACUGCCAGCGUUACUCGCGCUUGGUUUCGUCUCCCGUGCACUAUUCCCCUCGUACAAGAACGAGUUGACCCCAUAAUCUCUCCCAACCAAGUCCCGUCCCAGCAUGUUCAUACCGUUCACGGUGCCUACAAUUUUAAGGCUGACAGCACCUUCGACUCCUUACGGACGUCGAAGUGUACAUCGUGCCAGGUUUCUCAGGAUCUUUCCAAUUACUGGUUCCCGAAGUUGUAUUUCCGGGACCCCAAGACGAAAACCUUUGAAGCGGUACCGAACGGAGGACUACUCAUCUACUAUCAGAACCGUGGAAAUUUAGAUAAAGCCAAUGGCGGCCCUGGGCUCAAAGCUUUCCCGCCAGGCUUCAGGAUGCUAUCCGGAAACCCAGUUUUGAGAACCAAGAAGACCACGAAUGGAGCGGGAACUCAACAAGAAUUGGCAGAACGAGCGAUUCAAUGGGCAUGCUUGAGAUAUACGUCUACCGCCCCAAGCUAUAACGGAAUCGGAGGGUUCCCAACUACGAAUUGUGAAGCCGGAUUCCAAUCCCGACUUCACUUCCCUGCAUGCUGGGACGGAAAGAAUGUCGAUAGUACAGACCACAAAUCGCAUGUGGCCUUUCUCUCGAUGCUCGACAACGGCAGCUGUCCUCCUACGCACCCAAUUGGGCUCAUGAAAGUGUUCUACGAGGUUACCUGGAACGUUGACGCAUUCACUGGACGUUGGCAGGAGUCGGAUGGUUGGCCUUUCGUCUAUGUAAGCCUGAUGAUAUCAUUGCCCAUAUCUCAUUUGGUGGACGCAUCUCACCGUACCACCCUCUCUAGGCUACCGGGAUACUCCUGGCACGGAGAUUUCCAGAACGGAUGGGACGUCAAUGUUUUCCAGGAAGCCAUCGAUGAAUGUAAUAACCCCAAUGACGAUACCAUCAACGGUGUCGCCGACGCAUGCAAAUACUUCACAAUGAUACCCGCCGCGACUGCUAAAUCAUGUCAGCUAGCGCCCGUCGUGAACGAAGCUGUCAAUGGAACGUUGUCCAAACUCCCUGGAUGCAAUCCAAUUCAAACCGGUCCUGGAGAUGCUACCCUCUACACAGAGGCGAAUUGUCCGAACUAG